GAGAUGUAACGCUCGGUAAAAGAGACGUACCACCGAUAUGAAACCAAGUUAAUAUUUUCAAUUACCCGGUAAUCGGUAACAUUUCUGCUACAGUGUCAACACGCGUACGCUGGCACUAACAUUUACACCGCAGACAGCAAACAAUAUAUUGUAGCCUGUCGCAUUUGACACGCGAACACAAGUGAAGAAAGUUCCAUUCAUCGUUCCUGGUUGCAUUCAACUGUCAAAGAAACCAGUACUACGCAUGCGUAGCACGAAAGGUCUGCAGAGUUCGUGACUGCGAUCAUACUCCAAAGAUAACGUCCAGUUUGGAACAUUUACCGUCGCCAAUGAAACGGAUUACAUAUUUUAGUUUCCAGUGGCGAAACACCGCUGAAGAAAUGGAUGUUAUUUUUUGAAAGCUGGAGAUAUUUUGACCACCGAAAAUUGUGUGUCAGUGGCACGGAGAGACCGGUGAGAAUCAGCGAUGGCGCUACACAAGGGCACGUUGGCGAUGUUUGACAACAGCGUCGGGGUCAGCGACGUCGUUCUGCUGUACCCGGUUACCGAGGACGACUUCAUCAAGAACCUCCAGACCCGCUUCGAGCAUGACCUCAUAUACACAUACAUCGGGAACGUGGUAAUUUCUGUGAACCCAUACAAGCAGUUGCCGCUUUACACACACAGUGUUAUUGAGGAGUACCGCAGCCGCAACAUCUACGAACUUCCCCCGCACAUUUAUGCAAUCGCUGAUGAUGCCUACAGAUCAAUGCGAGACAGAAAUUUGGACCAAUGCAUCAUCAUAUCAGGCGAGAGUGGAUCCGGCAAAACAGAGGCCAGCAAAGCGAUCAUGCAGUAUGUUGCCGAGGUUUCUGGGAAGGGUCAGGAGAUUGACCGGGUCAAGGAGCAGCUCCUUCUGUCAAACCCCGUCCUAGAAGCCUUUGGCAAUGCAAAAACAGCCAAAAAUGACAAUUCUUCUAGAUUCGGAAAAUACAUGGACAUCGAAUUUGAUUACAAAGGUGAUCCCAUUGGUGGCGUAAUAACAAACUAUCUUCUCGAAAAGUCUCGUGUGGCAUCUCGCAAUCCUGGUGAACGAAGUUUCCACAUAUUCUACCAGCUUCUCAGUGGCGCAGAUAAAUCUUUGCUUGAAUCUCUGAUGCUGACUCCUGAUCCUGAAAAGUACACCUUCCUCAGAAACGGAUGCACAGAGGUUUCCUCCAUAGAUGACAAGGGCAACUUUGAGAAAAUCAGAUCUGGUAUGCAGGUGAUUGGUUUUUCGGAGACUGAGGUGGAGUCCGUCUUCCAGCUGGUGGCCAGUAUUCUCAAACUCGGCAACCUCCAGUUGGUUGCCAAGAGCAACGAGGACGGCACUGACGGCUGUGACAUCGAGGACCACAGCGAGCUGUAUGCUGUGGGAGAGCUGCUGAGUUGCGAUAUGGAGGAUCUUGAAAAGUCCUUGACCAAGAGAACCGUGGAGGUGAAGACCGAGACCGUCACCACCGACCUCAGCUCGGGGGAGUUGUUUUUUUUCAUCAUCGUUUACAUUGUGUUUCAGAACAACAGCUUUGAGCAGUUCAUCAUCAACUACUGCAACGAGAAGCUGCAGCAGAUCUUCAUCGAGCUGACGCUCAAAGAGGAACAGGAGGAGUACAUCAAGGAGGGAAUUGAAUGGAUUCAAGUGGAAUACUUCAACAAUGCAGUGAUCUGUGAUUUAAUAGAAAAGAACAACACAGGAAUUCUUGCUCUACUGGACGAAGAGUGCCUGCGUCCCGGCGACGUGUCGGACUCGACGUUUCUCAAGAAACUCGACUCAAAGUGUCACGACCACCCGCACUACGAGAGUCGCAACUGCAAGAAGAACCAGUCAGACAAAACCCUCCCCUACGACGCCUUCCGCCUCAAACACUACGCCGGAAACGUGCUCUACAAAGUGGACGGAUUCAUCGACAAGAACAACGAUCUGCUGUUCCGCGGCCUGUCUAAGGCGAUGUACAACUGUGAGCACCCACUGCUGAAGACACUGUUUCCGGAAGGGAAUCCACGUCAGAAAUCUCUCAAGCGACCUGCCACAGCUGGCUCACAGUUCAAGGUUUCAGUGACAGAGCUCAUGAAAAAUCUUCUGUCGAAAAAUCCCAACUACAUUCGGUGUAUUAAGCCCAAUGAUGACAAGAAGCCAGAUGUGUUGGAUGUUAAAAUUGUCACUCACCAGGUCAGAUACUUGGGACUCCUGGAGAACGUGUGGGUUCGUCGAGCAGGCUACGCUUUCCGCCAGCCCUAUGAGGUGUUCCUGGCGCGCUACAAGAUGCUGACUCCGAUGACGUGGCCAGUGUGGCGGGACGAGGCACGACAGGGCGUCCAGCUCAUCCUGCAGAUGCAGAGCGUACCGCCCAGCGAGUACGCAUUUGGAAACACCAAGAUCUUCAUCAAGAAUCCAAAACUGCUGUUUGACAUGGAAGAGAAGCGUCGUGAAAAGAUGCACUACUUGGCCACGCUCAUUCAGAAGGUGUGGCGCGGCUGGCACCAGAAGACGAAGUACAAGAGAAUGAGGGCGAGUCAAGUCGUCAUCUCCGCUCAACUCAGGAUGUACCUGGCUCGGAAGCUUUACCUGAAGAAAAAAGUGUCGACCGUCAAAAUACAGUCCUACCUCCGUCGAUGGAUGGCUCAGCAGUUGUUGAAGGAGCUGAAACGGAAGGCUCUCGUGUUGUGGGCUGUCGGCGUCAUUCACAAGAAUUUCCUCGGUUGGCAGGCUAGAAUGAAGGUAAAGCAGAUUCGCACGGAGAGGCGACGAGACUGGGCUGUGUCCGUCAUACACAAGUAUUUUGUCGGCUGGCAAGUGCGCAAGCAAUACCACAACCAGUUCAGGAGGGUCGCAGGGCCCAAGGUUGCCAGAUUCUUCGUAUUAGCUCUGAAAAAGAAAUUCUUGUUGGAUUUGAAGGACAAGUUGCCCUCGAUAUCUCCAGUCUGCAAUGAUUGGCCGAAAUGUUCGGGUCGAUUUAAAAACGCGUCGGAGGAGUUGAGGAAAAUAUACCAUAGGUGGCGAUGUCGCAAGUAUCGACAGCGCUUCGAUUCCAACCCAAGUGCCGCGUUCAAGAUGAAGGAGAAACAGGCAGCUAGCGAACUCUUCAAGAGUAGGAAAGAUAUUUACCCACACAGCGUGGGUCAUCCAUUCAAGGGCGACUACAUUGAUCUGAAGCUGAACCACAAGUGGCAGAAACUCAGCAAAAACAGCGUCGACGAAGAUGUCGUGUUCGCCGACCUUGCCAUGAAGGUCAACCGAGCUAAUGGGAAAAUGGUGCAGUUCCUGCUGGUGAUGAGCACGGAGUCGAUUCUGGUGAUGGAGCACCGCACGAUGAUCAUCAAGUACCGCAUCCCCUUCGAGCAGAUCACCGGCAUCGCGCUCAGUCCCUACACCGACAAACUGGUCGUGUUCCACCUACAGAAACCUAAAGAAAAUGACGCCAUUCUGUGCAGAAAGGGCGACUUCAUCUUCAGCUGUGCUCACGUGGUAGAGCUCGUUGCCAAGGCGUAUCUCGCCAUCCAGAACCACGUGGGCAAACCGCCAGACGUAAAGAUAGCGAACCAGUUACAGGCCGAUUUCAAAGGUCACAACGUAGACAUCAUUUUCAGAAAAGCCGACCCAAACGUGCAGAAGGACGGGAUUUUGAGGUUGAGUCGCAAAGGAAACAAACUUGAUGUAUUUGAACCAUGAUUUUUAAAAUUAAGAAAACAAAAUCCAAUACGAGAAGAACGGUGCAGAAAAAGGUAUAGAAGAAUCGCUGCAUGAUGCCUCAUAAGAAAAAUACGGAACUGUUGUCGCUGAACCAUGCCAAAAAAAACAAAUCAUUGCAUAAUCCAGGACCUGAUUGGUCAGUGUGGAGAUGAUCUCACUGUCGUCUGUUUCGAUUGGCCAACGAUCAACCAGUGGCUGAAUUUGAUUGGAUAAUAAUUACCAGGAACGAAUGGACGUUGAUUGGUUUAUGAUUUAUUACCUGUAGCAGGAUUGGCCAAUGAUUACCGGGGAAAGAAUUUGGUUACGGAACAUUGAUAACGGAAUUUCAUUUGUUAAUCGGGAUAAAACAAAUUAAUCUCAUUCCUAACAUACAAAGGUCUCAUGAUAAAAUUUGGUUUUGGCAAAACGUAUUGCCAACUGAUUGAGUCAUUUUGUCAUAAUUUGCAAAAAUAUAAUGGUUUGGAUUUCGCUGCAUAAUAAAAACUAACCAAUCAAAUAUUAGCAACCUUAAAAUGAUUUUCUUAUUAACUCAUAACAAGUUGGCUAUUACAGAUUCUCAAUCAUGUGGUGUACUAAAUAUGACUAAUACAUUUAUCAUCAGCAACAAAAAUGUAAGUUUCAUGAUCUUUGUUUUUCUACCAAUGUUUUUUCAUGGGUUGCUAAUGUUUUGUGAAUUUAGUGUAGUCAUCAUAAUUUUGAACAGCCUUUCGGUUAUAUACGAGAGACCAUCAUAAAUUUUGUAACAUUUUGUAAGUUAGGUGUUAGAUUAUCAUGAAUUCUGUGAUCGGAUUGGUUGAUGGUGAUAGGACAUUGUUAUUAUGAAUGUCAUUUUAUGACCCGAGGUGAAAAGGUUAUGAAAUGGACGGGACCAGGAUGUGAUUGCAGAUUAUUUUCAUAUAUAUAUUUUUUAGUUUUUAUUAUUUUAAUUUUUUUAAAUUAUUAUUAUUAUUUUAUUUAUUUUUUGCAUAUUUGUUACUAGUUUUAAAAAAUUCUGAUUUGUGUUCUUUUCUUUCUUUUUUUUAAAUUUUUUGUUGAAGGUUUGGGUGUUUUGCUCUCAUACUCUUUGUAACAUGAUAUAGACAUUUGAUUUAAUCUUGUGUAGCAUACAGAACAUGGACAAUUUGCUGUUGACUGCAAACCUUUCCACAAGGGAAAAGUUAAGGAUAAAAUAUGUUAGAAGCAUUUUCACUCUAUUUGGAGUGAAAUAAGGUUUUCCAAACAACAGGGUGUGUAUGCAUCCUCACUCCUUCUGGAAUCCACACCUGAAGAAAUAACCAAAUAAAUAAAUGUAUAUUUUAAAUAUUACUCGAGCAAAAACAUGGUGCUGUUCUCAAUGUAAUAAGCUGUAUUAAAGGAUGAACAUACAUUAAAUCCUCAGUAGUUGUUUUGUUCCCAGUAUUUUGUCCUUGCGGUAAAGGUCAUGGUCAUGGCUGUUGAUAAGGUCCCAGACGAGUUGAAGAUUACAGUCAUAUUAGAUAAACUCUGGUUUAUAGUUCCUUUAAUUUUGUUUUUAAACUUCUGCAGUUAAAAUGUAACAAUACACAUUUAUGCAGCAAUUAUUAUAUCGGUAAAUCUGGAAUAAACAGAGUUUUAAUUACCGUACACAGAUUACAUUAGUAAUUAAUUAAAAUGUUGAGGGUUUUGUUGCUGAAUGUUUAAUUGUUUAUUGUUUGUUGGUUUUGUUUAUUGUUUUUCUCCCAGUGUUCAUAAUUAAGAUACUGUUGGGCUAAUUCUUUUUAAUUAUUAUUUUUUUUUUUUUUAAUUCAUUCUUCUUACUUAUAAGUAGAAGUUUGCCCUUGAUUGUUAAUUAAAACUAAUGCAUUUUCAUUUAUCCACCAUUUUUUAUUUUAAAAUUUAUAUAUAUAUGUUGGUUUCAUGAACCACAUAAAAUUGGAUGCUUUAAUUGUACAGUACAUGCCAUUUCCAAUAUUCUUUUCAUUCCAUAAUUUUUUACCAUAAUCUUAAACCAAAAUCAAAAUAUUUUAAUUUUUAUCCAUCCUCCAUCAUACUUCUCAAAAUUCCCCACGAUUCAUCAAAUAAAACUGAACGAUCUGAUUGGCUGUCAGCGAUUAUUAAAGAUCAGGUGAUGCCUUUCAAAAUGAUGACAUGGUUCGAGAGUAAAUAUUUCUCGACAAACGGUUUUCUCAGAAGACCUCAUUUAAUGGUGCCUUGGUUGAUGUGCAACUUAUGCAAGUGUUGAGAAAAUGUAUAUGUCUUACAGGUUGUUUUUUUCAUCUCGCGUUUACUAAGUUAAAAGGUGAGACAGAGGUAUUACCUUUCCGACAGCUGUGGCAUCAUCAACGUUUGCAUUAAAGGUUAACAUUAACUGUGUAAGUCCUAGUUUAACGAACCUUGCAUCUAUGGAUAUUAAUCACAGUGCACCAACUUUAUUUUUUUUAUGGUAGGUGAAACAUUUAGUUCAGCGGAAUUCUUGAAUUAACAUUAGUGGAAUUAGUCACCGUACUUGAGAGAUACUUUUGUGUGGAUGGUUUUGCUUUGGGUUUUUUUUUUUUUUUUAACAAAAUGCAUAAAUGUAAAAACCUUUUCUAAACUGAGACAUAAAUGAUCACACCGUCUCAGUGUUUCAUUAUAAUCCAUAUGUGUUUGAGCUUUCAAUGAAAUGAGAAAGAUUGUUUAUACAAUAUUUAUCUUUUUCUUGUCAAAAUAAAGUAUUGUUAUAUUAUACAAUGGAUUUUAAAAUCUAACAAAAAUAUUACUUGUACCGGUACCGUAAGAAUAAAAAAAAAUUGUUUGUUUUUAAAUCAAAAUAUAACCAACAAUAGCACAAGACAGUUUUGUAAUGAUGUGUUGCUAGCCAGAGUAAAUUCACAGUUGUAGACAUAUUCUAGAAACCAUAAUACAUUAAUCUGUUUUAAUUUCGGUCCUUCCAUUUUGUUUACUAGUAUGUAUUUGACAUCACUAACGUCAUGUCAUUUUUGUAUUGUAUAUUCCUGUUUAUAUGUUGAGUUGUUUUAAUUACUAUGCAAUAUUUAUUACGUGUGUACAGUAUUUGUCUGCUACUGAAGAUAGCCAGCGCUUAUCUUUGUUUUGUGAAAGUAGAGUUUGCCAGGAUGGUGAGUUGCCUCCCCUUAGUGGGUGGAAGUAAGUGGUUUGUUCCCUUUGUUGUGUGGAAGAAGAGUGCCUUCAAUACUGUGAAACCCAUUUAAUAAAACUGUAGACAUUGACAUUUUUCAGAUAUGAACUUUUUUUAUUUAUUUAAUUAUUAUUAUUAUUUGUAUUAAUGUAAAUGAAAACCCAGUCAGUGCUGUUAGUAGCCUAAUUAACUCUAUUGUCUUCGCAAAGAUUUGAUUUUGACAAAGAUAAUUUUAAAGACAAUAUCUUAAGAUCUGAGAGAAAAAAGAAAGAGUUAAGUACUUUAAUGCAAACACCUGUGUAUUUUCUCUGAUGUUACUAGAUCUAGGAAAUACUCUGUUUCCAUAAAUGUGUUCUAUAUGUUAUUUACAUGUUGGUUAAAACAUUUAACGAAACUGGCAGUUUCACCUGCAGAUAGUUACUCUUUUGUUUAAAUAUCAUUAAUGGAUAAAUUAUGGUCUUCUUUUUUUCACCAAGGUUUAUAUGCAUUUUACAAUUGUUUCACUUUGAUAUAUAAUGGAGGGAUGGGAUAUUGAUAUACAAUGGAUGACAUGGGGGUGCAUUGCCUUCCAAUAAAUAUUACUUGUUACUUUUCAGUAGUUAUGUUGUUGGUGUCAAAAUGUAUCUAAUGCAAUUUUAUUCUCGUUUUUCUUCUAGUUUUUUUUUUUUUAAGGGGAAAGGGGGUAUUUAUAUACUGGUAAAAUUAAUUUCAAUAUUUAACAAAAAACGUUUGGAGCAGACUUUAUUUAUGUAUACACAUGUUCAGAAUUCAGGUUUUCUUGUUCUACCUAUCAAGGAUACCAGAAGUUUUAUAUAUGUAAAAAUAGUUUUUGUUUGUGGAAAGCUUAUAAUCAACUAUCUUUGCUAACACCUUGGUAACAUUAAAAAUAAUCAAAUAGCUUCAAAGCAUGUACAGAAUUGAUUGCAUAACAUUUGAUGAGGAAUAAUGUAGUUUCAUAAAGUUAUUAGUUUCCUGGUCUAGUGAAACAGGCCAAUGCUGUAAAGCAUACAAAGAUAAAUUUAUCUUCAAAAUGCCUAAAGGUGUUUUGUUACCAAGGUGACAGCAUUAAUUAAUUUCAUCGAGCUACAGUGCUAAUCAAUAACCUGCAUUUUUGUUAAUACUAUUCAUCUGUGCAUACAGCUGUUUUUUUAAUUGUGUUCAUCUAUUAAGUGUCUGUAUUAUUAUAUGGAUAACAUUUAGUAUCCAGAGUAAAAGUCAUUUUAAAAAAGUA
This is a messenger RNA of Gigantopelta aegis, 8034 nucleotides long. Its product is annotated as unconventional myosin-Ib-like. The transcript is spliced from 30 exons. The coding region runs from base 467 to 3688 and encodes 1073 amino acids. The record is from RefSeq and is a predicted model, not a curated record. Gene Ontology annotation, molecular function: ATP binding; microfilament motor activity; actin filament binding. Gene Ontology annotation, biological process: vesicle transport along actin filament; actin filament organization. Gene Ontology annotation, cellular component: microvillus; vesicle; plasma membrane. Lineage: Eukaryota; Metazoa; Mollusca; Gastropoda; Neomphalida; Peltospiridae.